Messenger RNA from Syngnathoides biaculeatus (alligator pipefish), 1560 nucleotides. Its product is annotated as 4-galactosyl-N-acetylglucosaminide 3-alpha-L-fucosyltransferase 9-like. The record is from RefSeq and is a predicted model, not a curated record. Gene Ontology annotation, molecular function: alpha-(1->3)-fucosyltransferase activity. The transcript has 4 exons. Gene Ontology annotation, cellular component: membrane. The coding region runs from base 334 to 1413 and encodes 359 amino acids. NCBI's taxonomy places the organism in Eukaryota, Metazoa, Chordata, Actinopteri, Syngnathiformes, Syngnathidae.
AAAAAAGGGGAAGAGGUGAUGGAUGCGGGCUGGUCCGAAUGCGGGGAGGCUCGCACGACGGCGGAUGAUUCGAAACGCAUCGUCGUCAUGCUUGUGGAAUGACCGGAAGGUGUCUCGAGAUGCCUUAAGAUGGCAGCAUGCUCCCGCACGUGCUCGCAAAGAGUUCCGCCUGAUGCCCUCUGCGUACAUCACAGGCGUUAAGAGGAGCAACCCAGCCUGUCGGAUCGUCGCUUUCAGCCGCCGAGACGCAGCCACCUGCAGCUGACGGUUCCGUGUCGGAAGGUCUGCUUGGCUUGGAUUCCAGCUGCGAGUCAAAUCCACAAGGAGAUCGUGAUGACAUCGGCACCCGUUCACCGGAUCCUACGACCGCUUCUUCUGGGCACCGUCAUCCUAGGAUGCUUCGUGACUCUCUUUCUGAUGUACUUUAAGCCGUCCACCGGCUGGCUGUCGGGUCCCGUGGAGUCCACCGCGCCCAGCGAGCGGGUCAAGGGCGUCUUCUACGCCAAGAACGACCGCAACGUGACCACGGUGCUCAUCUGGCUCUGGCCCUUCGGACAGACCUACGACCUCAACGUGUGCAGCUCCCUCUUCAACAUAGAAGGCUGCUUCGUCACGGCCGACCGGAACCUCUACAACAAGUCGGACGGAGUCCUCAUCCACCAUCGCGACAUCUGCUCCGACUUGUCCAACCUGCCGCCGCUCCAGCGUCCGUCCUUCCAGAAGUGGAUCUGGAUGAACCUGGAGUCGCCGUCGCACUCUUCCCAGCUGGCUGGCAUCGAGAACAUCUUCAACCUGACGCUCAACUACCGCCGCGACGCCGACAUCGAAGUGCCUUACGGCUCGGUGGUUUCCACCGGGGGUGAGGACGACUUUGUCCCGCCCAGCAAGAACAAGCUGAUCUGCUGGAUCGUGAGCAACUGGAACCAAGAGCACGUGCGGGUCAAGUACUACAACGAGCUGUACAAGCACAUCGAAGUGCACGCGUACGGCCAGGCGUUCGGCGAGUACAUCGCGGACCAGGACUACUUCCCCACCAUCGCCAGCUGCAAGUUCUACCUGGCCUUCGAGAACUCCAUCCACAAGGACUACAUCACCGAGAAGUUCUACAACCCGCUGGCCGUGGGCACCGUCCCCGUGGUGCUGGGCCCGUCGCGGCACAACUACGAGAACUUCGUCCAGGGGGACGCCUUCAUCCACGUGGACGACUUUGCGUCGCCUAAGGAUCUGGCCGACUACCUGCUGCUCCUGGACAAGAAUGAGGAGAUGUAUCUCAGAUACUUUGAGUGGCGGCGGCACUUUAAGGUGAAGAAGGCGCUGUUCUGGGCCGAGCACACCUGCCUGGCCUGCGACUACCUUCGCAGGCACAGGGAGUACAAGACGGUCAAAAACCUGGACAAGUGGUUCUGGGGCUGAGCCGCUUUUUGUCGCCGAUGAAGGCUUUGUGACUUUAACUCAUCAGCCUGGCCAAAUUCCUUCCCUGGAGCUUGCACAUUUUUGGUUUUUGCGUUUGAGUCAGUGACCAAUUGUAUUUGACGCGUGCCAAUUUUUCAGAAGCCUUAU